Messenger RNA from Choloepus didactylus (southern two-toed sloth), 606 nucleotides. RefSeq names its product olfactory receptor 7A10-like. Gene Ontology annotation, cellular component: membrane. The coding region runs from base 1 to 606 and encodes 201 amino acids. Gene Ontology annotation, molecular function: G protein-coupled receptor activity; olfactory receptor activity. The record is from RefSeq and is a predicted model, not a curated record. Lineage: Eukaryota; Metazoa; Chordata; Mammalia; Pilosa; Megalonychidae. The transcript has 2 exons. Gene Ontology annotation, biological process: G protein-coupled receptor signaling pathway.
AUGUACCUAGUCACCGUCUUUGGGAAACUGCUCAUCAUCCUGGCGACCAUCACUGACUCCCACCUCCACAUGCCCAUGUACUUCUUCCUUUCCAACCUGUCUUUUUCUGAUAUCUGUUUAUCCUCCACCACUGUCCCAAAGAUGCUUGUGAACAUCCAGAUGCAGAAGAGGGUCAUAACCUAUGCAGGCUGCCUCACCCAGAUGUACUUUUUCUUACUCUUUGGAGGGUUGGACAACUUCCUUCUGACUGUGAUGGCCUAUGACCGCUUCAUGGCCGUCUGUCACCCUCUGCAUUACACAGUCAUCAUGAACCCACAGCUCUGUGUCCUGCUGGUUCUGUUGUCCUGGAUCUCUGUUGUCUUCUUAUUUUAUUGUACCAUUGUUGGAGUGUAUCUUAGUUCUACCACAUCACCAAAUGCACAUGCAAAUGCAACUGCCUCCGUGAUGUACACCGUGAUCACACCCAUGCUGAACACCUUCAUCUACAGUUUGAGGAAUAAAGAAAUGAAAGGGGCUCUGAAAAAAGUCUUUGGGAGGGAAGAUAUAAAAAGAGUCAUUUGUUAUGGGGCAGAGGAAGUGCUUGUGAUUGCAAGACUCAAAGACUGA